Messenger RNA from Aspergillus steynii IBT 23096, 1752 nucleotides. RefSeq names its product NCBP3 domain-containing protein. NCBI's taxonomy places the organism in Eukaryota, Fungi, Ascomycota, Eurotiomycetes, Eurotiales, Aspergillaceae. The coding region runs from base 234 to 1607 and encodes 457 amino acids. The transcript has 2 exons. Gene Ontology annotation, molecular function: RNA 7-methylguanosine cap binding; mRNA binding. Gene Ontology annotation, cellular component: nucleus; cytosol. The record is from RefSeq and is a predicted model, not a curated record.
CUUCUCUCCGGUCCUCAUCGCUUCUUCCUCUCUUCCUCUCUCUCUCCCCUCACAGGAGUCUCCUUUUCUCGUUCAUAUAUCUUGGUACACUCUUGGGAACUACAAUUGCUUGAAUCUCGCUUGGGUCUGGUCUUUUCGUCAUUGUCUCUUCAUUCCGUCCUCAUACACAGCCCGCUCAAGUCAAUCCCUCCGCAUUGGAGGCUGUAAACACCUUACAACCGGAGACCACCGCCAUGGAUGUCUCCAUGGAUAUCGACAUGGACCUGGACCUUGGUCCAAUUCCUGAACCUGAACACAUUGGCGCCGAUCCCGCGACCGCGGAUGCUAUGGUACAGGAUAGAGCGACGGACCACUUGACCGAAGAGGCCCAAUAUGAAAAAGUACACAUCAGAGGAGUCGACGAAUUGACUACGGAUAAUAUCAGGCAAUUCGCAACCAGUCACUUCGCUACCGAGGAGCCUGCCCGCAUUGAGUGGAUUGACGACACCUCGGCGAACAUCGUGUAUUCGUCGUCGGACGCGGGUCUGCAGGCUCUCGCGGCCUUCACGCAAGUCACCGAAGAAGAAGAUGCGGCAUUGCCGGCUCUGCGCCUCCGGUCGGCGAAACUCCUAUCCUCCCACCCCGACUCCGUCCUUCAGGUGCGAUCAGCCGUGAAGACCGAUCGGAAAAGACCCCGCGCGCACGAGGCCAGUCGGUUUUAUCUCAUGCACCCCGAGCACGACCCUCGCGAACGAUUACGACGGGAGCUGUCGGACAGACGGCGGCAGGGAGGCGGGGAUACCAGUGACGGCGAUUACCACAGGAGACGGUUCGACGGACUCGAGUUGCGGCGACGGAGGGAUCGUGAUGUUGACGAGGGCAUUACUGCCAAUAUGUACGAUGACACGCGAGCCCCCAGCACCGAUUAUUCCGACACCGAUAGGGAUCGUGAGGGGCGAGGACGGCGAGGGCGCCGAGACUUGUUCGAUGACGACGGAGGCCGUUCUUCUGGUCGCCUGCGGAACCGCAGUGCAUCUCCGGGUCGAGACACUUUGAUGGAGAGUGGAUAUCUGGAUCAGGAUCGGCCUGGUUCACGCAGACGGUUCCGAGAGCGGUCCCCUCCAUCAAGCCGCCACAACGAAGGCAAAGAGCUCUUCCCAUCGUCCAAGUCUUCCGGUGCCACCUCCAGCGAUCCGCAUGCGCGAGAACUAUUCCCCAACAAACCGACGACCAGUUAUCUCAAGAAGGAGCUUUUCCCAAGCAAGGUCAGCAACCACCGUCGAUCCGACGCGAUCGAUGUUGCGGACGAGACGGCGGAUCUUUUCUCCCGCCGUAUUUCCAUCCCGCUGGUCGAUGGCGCACACGAUCAACCGCAGCGCAAUAGGAAUGUUGAGCUCUUCCCCGACGAUGCAGAGUCAGGCGAUGUGAGCAUCCGUGGAGCGGCCGGGCAGGAUCAAGGCAUGUCAAUUCGCGGCUCCGCCAACGGCCUGUCGAUCAAGGGACGAGGGUCCUCGGUGCGCGAGCUCUUUCCAUCCAAAUUCCACAACAAUGCCGGCAAGGAACUCUUCUCCGAAAAGAUCGAAGGCCGAGGAGGACCACGUCGGAGAGCGGAGGACAUGUUCGGUUGAGGAUCCGAGGAGGAGUGCAGGGACAAGUGCAAGGAAGAACAGUGAUGUGCAUGGAGAUUUAGAUCGGAGAUGUGCCCCCAUGACGCCAUCCAAUUUGUGAUACCAAUCCCCUCUUUUUAAAUAAUUACUUCUACCUAUCAUAAUU